Molecule: messenger RNA, 3023 nt
Organism: Rubroshorea leprosula
Lineage: Eukaryota; Viridiplantae; Streptophyta; Magnoliopsida; Malvales; Dipterocarpaceae
Source: the annotation of a GenBank genome assembly
AGAGAGAAAAGGAGAAGAAUCAUCCUCAUCUCUUCAUUUCCCUCCACAGAUCUCCAAAUUCUCCCCCUCAAGGAACCCUAAUUUUCCUUUAUCUACAACUUUCUCUUCCCUGAUCGAACAAUCUCUUCACCGCCGAUGAUGAUGUUUCUAGCAGUUUCAUGAAUCUUCUUCUCCGCCCUACUCUUUCCGUUCAUGGACCAAGGCGGUUUCUACGAUGCCUGAGCUGCGUCUCCGCGCACGCAGAAAUCGGGCCUCCAACAACCCUUACUCCAACGCGAUUGUCGCCGAGCCGGAUAACAAGCUCAGUGUUCGCACUCGACAGAGGAGAACUGCACACAAGAGGAAGCAGAAGAAGCCGAUCGUUUCCGUUGACGACAAGGAGGUUAACGGGGGCAAUAAUUUCGUAGAUAACGCUGCUGGAUUGGAGGCGAAACCGCCUAGAGUACAGGAAGAAGAGGAGAAUAACGAGCUUAGGGUUUUGAAGGAGGAAGUUGCCGAGAAAAUGGAUGAGUACGAUAGUGGCGGCCGUAGCGGGGAUAAGGGUCCUGGAGCUGAGGAUGAAGGAAGCACAGCUCCGCUUCCGGAGAAGGUCCAAGUAGGUGGCUCCCCACUGUACCGGAUGGAAAGAAAACUGGGGAAAGGAGGAUUUGGGCAAGUUUAUGUUGGUAGACGAAUUGGCCCUACAGGUUUAAAUGAAAGAACUGGUCCAGGACCAUUAGAGGUAGCCUUAAAAUUUGAGCAUCGAAGCAGCAAAGGAUGUAACUACGGACCACCAUAUGAGUGGCAAGUGUACAAUGCACUAGGUGGCAGUCAUGGUGUGCCUCGAGUUCAUUUCAAGGGCCGGCAAGGUGACUACUAUGUCAUGGUCAUGGAUAUGCUUGGACCUAGUUUGUGGGAUGUUUGGAAUAACAACUCACACACGAUGUCGAUUGAAAUGGUUGCAUGUAUUGCAAUUGAGGCAAUCUCAAUACUGGAGAAGAUGCACUCCAAAGGAUACGUGCAUGGUGACGUGAAACCUGAGAAUUUUCUCCUCGGUCCUCCAGGAACUCCUGAUGAGAAAAAGCUGUUUCUUGUUGACUUAGGAUUAGCAACCAAGUGGCGAGAUAAUUCAACUGGCCAGCAUGUUGAGUACGAUCAGCGCCCUGAUGUUUUCAGGGGAACAGUGCGGUAUGCUAGUGUGCACGCUCAUCUUGGGAGAACAGGUAGCAGGAGAGAUGAUUUGGAAUCUCUUGCUUACACACUCAUUUUUCUCCUCCGUGGCCGACUACCUUGGCAAGGAUACCAGGGAGAAAAUAAAGGCUUCCUUGUUUGCAAGAAAAAGAUGGCCACUUCCCCUGAAACUUUGUGUUGCUUUUGCCCUACUCCUUUCAGACACUUUGUUGAAUAUGUGGUGAAUUUGAAGUUUGAUGAGGAACCCAAUUAUGCAAAGUAUAUCUCCCUUUUUGAUGGAAUAGUUGGCCCAAACCCAGAUAUUCGACCAAUAAAUACAGAUGGUGCUCUGAAGCUUAUAUAUCAAGUAGGACAUAAGAGGGGAAGGUUGACCAUGGAGGAGGAAGAAGAUGAACAGCCGAAGAAAAAGGUUCGAAUGGGGAUGCCUGCAACCCAAUGGAUCAGUGUGUACAAUUCCCGAAGGCCUAUGAAGCAAAGAUAUCAUUACAAUGUGGCUGAUAUGAGGCUCUCCCAACAUAUUGAGAAAGGAAAUGAAGAUGGGCUAUUUAUCAGCAGCGUGGCUUCUUGUACAAACCUAUGGGCCUUAAUUAUGGAUGCUGGCACUGGCUUCACUGCCCAAGUUUAUGAACUUUCUCAGUAUUUUCUUCACAAGGAAUGGAUUAUGGAGCAAUGGGAAAAGAAUUACUACAUCAGUGCAAUAGCUGGAGCUAAUAAUGGGAGCUCAUUGGUUGUGAUGUCAAAGGGGACUCAAUACCUGCAGCAAUCUUAUAAAGUUAGUGAUUCAUUCCCUUUUAAGUGGAUCAACAAAAAAUGGAGGGAGGGCUUUUAUGUGACUGCCAUGGCCACCGCUGGAACUAGAUGGGCAAUUGUUAUGUCACGUGGUGCUCCAUUUUCUGAGCAGGUUGUGGAAUUAGAUUUUCUCUAUCCUAGUGAAGGUAUUCAUAGGAGGUGGGAUGGUGGUUAUCGAAUCACAUCAACUGCAGCAACUUGGGAUCAAGCUGCUUUUGUUCUCAGCAUUCCGAGAAGAAAGCCAGCAGAUGAAACUCAAGAGACUCUUCGAACUUCUGCUUUUCCUAGUAGUCAUGUCAAGGAGAAAUGGGCGAAAAAUCUUUAUAUUGCAUCAGUCUGUUAUGGCCGAACUGUUUCAUGAGCUGCCAGAGUUUUGUUUAUAUGCCAAUCAUUUUAUUUGAUCACUUGCUCGUGCAACUGCGGACAUCAUUACUGCUUCAUUUUCAGAACUACCCCCUUAAGUACGAUUGACUGACUGCAGCAUUUGGGAGUUGAUGUAUGCAAAAUUCUACUUUAUUAUCACCAUCAUGUAUCACCUAUUCAAGCACCUGUGCACUGCCAUUCAAUUAUGGGAAAAUGCAAAUGAGCUAAUGCUUUAUGUCCAUGCCUAUCUGGUGGGGUUGUUCUUACCAGUUUUACAGGUUUUUGUAUAGUCUUGAAGAAUAGGUUGAAGGCAUGUGCACAGGGUAUAUUUUGAUUGUUGAUGGUGUUCAAGAAACAUGCGAUCACAAUUAUGCAUUAGACUCUAGAUGCUGAGUCAUUCACUCUUUACCAUGUCUUACCUUAUAUUCCAGACUAGAAGAUCUCUAUGAUCUCACAUCUCUUAGCUUUCUUGAUGUCUGAAUUUGACCAUAAAGAAUGUUACUUAUUUUGUGUAUCUGAAGUGUGUGUACUUUCUUAUAAAUUAUCCUUUUAAACUCAUCUUUAUAGAGCUAACACAAUGCAUGGAGUAGUUGCCCAUCUAAAUGACAUGCGGUUAGUUUGAAUAUCACUAUUCAAAAACAUGCCUAACGUUAACACUUUCCACGCAGUGGACAACCCCCCCACUUCCCUUAUGAUUUUGU